Molecule: messenger RNA, 943 nt
Organism: Monomorium pharaonis (pharaoh ant)
Lineage: Eukaryota; Metazoa; Arthropoda; Insecta; Hymenoptera; Formicidae
Exons: 5
Coding region: 28-783 (251 amino acids)
Source: RefSeq, a predicted model, not a curated record
GCCACUAGGAGGAUAAAGAUACGGAAAAUGGAUCGUUGCACUUGCAUGUUGCACUGCCUGUGCGUGUGUGAGAGUGAGGCGCGUGGCACAGACUGCAGACCGAUGUCACCGGAGCUUUAUCGCGCCGCUGGAUUUCGCGGUCCUGUUCCUGCAGCCACCCGUGAAAUUUUCACAAAAACCAUGAACAUUCUAUGCCUCAUCGUUUCAUCGAUACUACUCUUGCUUUUCAUAGGUUUCCUGAAAUGGUUGAUCGGCUUGUACAUACCGAUGGUAGGUCGUUGGGGCUUAGAUUCUCUAUUGGAAACUGGCGGAAUGUCGGAGUACUUCGAACGAGAAUUAAAAUAUAAAUACGUGGUGACGGAUGAGCACGGUGCACCGGUGCAUCCGGAUACGCGCAAGAGAACCGUCAGGAUAUGUAGCAGGAAGGCGGAAUUCUUCUUGAACACGAUGUUCUUUUUGAUUUUUCCGUUCGCAAUUUGCUGCCUCCGUCUUAAGAAGUCGUUUCGUCGACCCGCCCGAAGACGUUGUUGCUCGGAUGAAUCUAAAAUCAGUUUGACGAGCGACAGGAGCGAACGUAUAAAAACGAUCUGCGUGAGCAUUUACGGCGAUAGUCGAGAUUCGCGAAUGGAAGCCGAGGACACCAAAUAUGUGAUGGACGAAUUGAAGAAAUCUGAGGAAUCGUUACGUAGCCGUACUAGAAGUAAAGUAAGAAACAAGAGAAAGAAGCAGUUUCACAAAAGAAUACCGCUCGCGCCAUUAACACCGCCCGGGAACUCGAAAUAAGUUUGACGUAAUUGCCACAGAAACUUCAGAAGUUCGUGUCUCGAGGAUCUCACGUUCAAGUCUUCAGCUAUCGGUAAUGUGUUAAUGCUAAAAUAAUGUUGUAAUGUUGUAAUGUAUAUGAAAUAUUAUAAUCAAUAAAUGUAAUAACGUAAAUAUCAGU